This is a messenger RNA of Toxorhynchites rutilus septentrionalis, 1117 nucleotides long. RefSeq names its product metaxin-2. The transcript has 3 exons. Gene Ontology annotation, biological process: mitochondrion organization. The coding region runs from base 254 to 1060 and encodes 268 amino acids. Gene Ontology annotation, cellular component: SAM complex. The record is from RefSeq and is a predicted model, not a curated record. NCBI's taxonomy places the organism in Eukaryota, Metazoa, Arthropoda, Insecta, Diptera, Culicidae.
CCGCGAAAGUCGCAAAGUAAACAUAACCUACACCUGGGCAGUAAUAGGUUAAUAACAACACUUUUCCGAUGAGUGGACUAUUAUAAGAAAAGUAACAUACAUAAACAAAAUCUGUGACGUCAAAGAUUUGAAAAUCUUCCCACCUUUCAUUUUCCAUCUCGGAUGGAACCGUCUUAUGUUUAUGUAAUAUUGUUAUGAUUUUGUUCCGAAGGGAAAUCCUGACUAAUAUUCGCCGUAUUUGAGAUUAUCCAAUAUGAGUGCAAUUACUGAUGAGUAUUUAAGAAACGAAUCAAUCGCAUCCCAGCCAUGGCCACAGAAAGCCUUCCUCUACCAGCCCUACGAGGAGGGACAGAUUCUGCUAGCCGAAAAUGCUAGCUGUCUGGCGGUUCGCACAUACCUCACCAUGUUGGAGCUCCCCUUCACGGUGGAACAACGGGCCAAUGCCGAGUUUAUGUCACCGGGUGGCAAACGCACAAAGCUGCCAGUACUGAGGGUGGAGAAUUGCAUUUACGCUGAGUUUGAACACAUUCUUACAUUCGUCGAAUUGAAAGAACUAUCGCUGACAACGCAUUUGGCCCAGGAUGAUAAGGACGAUAUGCGGGCGCAUCUGUGUCUGGCGGAACAGAUAUUUACUAAUGCGGAGCAAUACGUGAGCUGGAUCGACAAGGAAGUCCUGGUGGGAGUAACCCGUCAACGUAAUGGAAGCGUCUAUCCGUUUCCACUGAAUCACAUCCAGAACUGGCGGAAGCAACUGAACGUUCGUAGACUACUUAGCGUUGCCGAGUUCCUGGACAUAACACUGGAGCAAGUGAUCGAUAGGGUGGAGAAGCUUUGCGCGUCCCUCAGCAUGAAGCUGAAUGACAAUGUUUAUUUUUAUGGCAACGAGCCGACAGAAUUGGAUGCUCUUGUUUUUGGGCAUUUGUUCAGCAUUUUCACCAUGACCCUGCCGAACAAUGUGCUGGCGGUGACAAUCAACAAGUUUAGGAAUCUCACCCAGUUCUGUAAGAACAUUGAGGAGAAGUACUUCAAAAAGGUGGAAGGAUCCACCCGGAAGCGUUAGAAUGUGUUGCGUUUUGUUUAGAGAAUUUUCGGAUAAUUAAAGCUGCUUACGGAUAAA